AUGCCGGCCGCGGCGCGGUCGUGGACGUGGACCUGCGGGUGCUGCGUGGGGAGGAGGAGGGGGAACAGCGACGGGGCUGCGGGCGCGUCGGGGCGCGCCGAGGAGGGCGACGAGUGGAGCCUCUUCAUCGACCUGCCCGUCCUCGAGGCCGCCACCGGCGGCUUCUCCGACGACAACCUCCUCGGCCGCGGCGGCUUCGGCCCCGUCUACAAGGCAACCUCACACGGGGUGAUGGAGAACGGGCAGCAGAUCGCUGUGAAGAAGCUGUCGAUGGGGUCACGGCAAGGCGUGCGCGAGUUCCUGAACGAGGUCCGGCUCCUGCUCAAGGUGCAGCACCGCAACCUGGUGUCUCUGCUUGGCUGCUGUGCUUCCUCAGGUCAUUUCCUGCUCGUCUAUCCCUACUUCCCCAAUGGCAGCCUCGACCACAUUCUCUUCGGUAAGACCUGCUCUGCCUCUUUUGUGUUUGCUCUGAAUUGGUUGCCAUCGUGGCAUGCUAUUGCUGAUUAUACAUGGAAGCUGUUCGAAGAAGGACGGUCCCUGGAGAUCGUGGACCCGUCUCUGUCCAACCCCGACGACAGCGAGCAGGCGCUGCUGUGCGUCCAGCUCGGCCUGCUGUGCUGCCAGGCCGUGGUGUCUGACCGGCCCGACAUGCACAGCGUGCACCUGAUGCUGUCGAGCGACUCGUUCACGCUGCCCAAGCCCGGGAAGCCGGCGAUCCAUGGCAGGACCGGCCGGUGGACGACAACGACGACGGGGGCUUCAGGAUCGUCGGCGUCGGCAUCGGGCGCCUCCAACACGAACACCACCAGCGGCAGCACGUUCGGCACCGACACGAACACGAACACGACCGGGGCCUCUGUGCUGGCUAAUAUCGCUGAGGACGAGUCCAGGAACUCCAUUUCCAUAUCCUUCACCACGGAAGGCCGGUAA
Molecule: messenger RNA, 930 nt
Organism: Miscanthus lutarioriparius
Lineage: Eukaryota; Viridiplantae; Streptophyta; Magnoliopsida; Poales; Poaceae
Source: the annotation of a GenBank genome assembly